Molecule: messenger RNA, 8772 nt
Organism: Venturia canescens
Lineage: Eukaryota; Metazoa; Arthropoda; Insecta; Hymenoptera; Ichneumonidae
Gene: Gug
Product: Grunge
Exons: 8
Coding region: 616-5583 (1655 amino acids)
Cellular component (GO): nucleus
Molecular function (GO): transcription corepressor activity
Source: RefSeq, a predicted model, not a curated record
UAGUUCGCACCAACAAUAAAGUUGUGGAACGUGUGGAACACGAACCGCACCCACACAAAACAAAGUAAAGCAGAAGGUAGACUACAAGAUGGCUGCGUAUGGGUGUUGUGGCUGCUGAUGAAUCCGCGCUUACCAAAUAAUAGCAACAAAGGCUGUCAAGGCAAAGAUAAAAAAGCCAUAUAGACAAAUAAUUCAUAGUUAAUUUAUCAAAAUUAUCUAAAAGUGUUCGUUUAGAAGUUAAGGGUUUAAAAGAUUUCGGACUAUAUAAUAAAUGGUUACAUGCGGCGGCGGCCAAGUGGAUAGAAUUCUCACGAGUAUCUAUAAUCAUCGAGUGGAAAAAGGUGACGCGAAUACGCGGGAUUAGGGAAUAUACACUUGGUUAAUAAAACUGUGAAAAGGGCAAAAGAAGCUCAGUUUAAAGCAAUUAACACGAGUUAAGGGGUGAGGUGAGAGGUGGCUCGAAUUAUACAAACAAAUAAACAUUACAAAUGCCUCGCUUACAACGCUGAAAUAAAAUUGAGGUUGUGGGGUGGAUGGUAGGAUUUUACUGGGAACUGAAGAUCGCAGCCAGUCAAUACGCUGGAGAAAGACGGUGGAGCUUCGGAGGAGGGGGAGAUGUCCACCGGCACUCAGGGGGAGAUUCGGAUCGGUUCAUCGCACCAGGAAUUGGUUUCUUGUCAGGCCCGUUUGCCUGACUAUCGGCCGGGCGUGCCGACCGCUGACCUGCUGCCCGAUCCUGAGUUCUCCAAGGAGCGCGAGGAAUUAAGAUGGAUUCCGGCAAUGUCAUUGGAUGGCGAUCUUCUAAUGUAUCUAAGGGCGGCUCGAUCAAUGGCCGCGUUCGCUGGUAUGUGUGAUGGAGGCUCACCGGACGAUGGCUGUGUUGCCGCAUCUCGAGACGAUACAACCAUUAACGCUCUUGACAUACUCCACGAUUCUGGAUAUGAUCCAGGCAGAGCAUUACAAGCCCUUGUCAAGUGUCCAGUACCCAAAGGCAUCGAUAAGAAAUGGUCCGAGGAAGAGACUAAACGUUUCGUCAAAGGUUUACGUCAGUUUGGAAAAAACUUUUCGCGAAUUAGAAAAGAUCUGUUGCCCCACAAAGACACGCCGGAACUCGUCGAGUUCUAUUAUCUUUGGAAAAAGACUCCAGGUGCGAACAACAAUCGUCCCCACCGUCGUCGUCGCCAAGGCUCCUUGCGGCGAAUCCGUAAUACGCGCAAUUCACGAGCUGGCACGCCAAAAGAAGAGGUUUCAACGUCACAGCAGCAGCAGCAGCAGCAGCAACAACAACAACAAUCUACGGUUUCGGGUAAAGAUAGUACAUCCACGGGUGUUGGAAACGGCGAAACAAGAGCGAGUAGCGGAGAGGCUCGUGGCAAUCGUGAAACCAAAGAGGCGGCAGUCUCAGAGUCCGAAACGACGCCGACCAGCGGAAGUGUUUCCACGGGUGGAAAUAACUCAGGCGCUACAAACACAAAUAAUUCAAAUAGUAACAGCAACGCAAACGGUAACAACAAUAACAGCAACAGCAAUCCCGGGGGCGAGAUAAGUUCCGUGACAGAGGACGACAAUUCCGAGGAGGACAGCGAUUCGCGUGACACAAAUACGAACGGUCCGGGCUUGCCAUCGUGUCAGCAUUGUUUUUCAACCAACUCGAAGGAUUAUCAAGUAUCGGGUAAAGAUAGAUUAUUGUUGUGCGCAGAAUGCCGCGCGCAUUCGAAAAAGACUGGGGAAUUGCCGCCAGUACCGCCGUAUAUAUUCAGGCCGGUCCCAGCGGAAUCGCCUGACAGUCCUAGUAGAAUGAGAACACGGAACAAUAAGGUGAAAGAAUCACCGAGGUCAUCUAGACCGAGACGGUUAGGCGGUGGUACCGAAACACCGGAGAACGAUCAAAAAUCGCGCAGCAGCGAACAGCAACAACAGGCCCAGCAGCGUGAUUCUCAAACCCGAGAAUCGCAGCCACUGCGCGACUCUUUGAGCACACAAUCUGCGGAUAAAACGAAAAAAGUGAAAUCGGGCAGUAGUAGCAGCAGCAGCAGCAGCAGCGGCGGCGGCGGCGGCGGCAGCGGUGGUGGCAGCGGUACCGGCACCGGCACCGGCACCGUGGCCAAUGGUCCUAAUUCGACAAAGCACGAGACACCGAAAAAAGGACAAAAGAGAAUGCCAGCAGAAGAUCUCGACGAGGAGAAAGAUCCUCAAAAACGAAAGAGAGGUACAACCGGUGGCGCCACUGGUGACAGGCCAGAAAGUCCAGCCGAAUCUUUGACGACGGAUAGCAAUUCCCUCAUGGACGAGGGUGAGCGCGAGACUGAACCCGAAACCGGCGAGAAUCUAGUGACGACGAAUCCCGAAAUACCACUAGCACCGCCCGGAUCAUGCAUUAUACCGGAGGAACCGGUAAGCCCCGUGGCUGCUGCCGCAGCUGAAGAAGAACCUUCUGAACCUACGCCGGUGUCAACGCCCGCGCCUCCAACGAUCCAGAAUCAUCCUGCCAAUUCCACUGUCAUUAUUUCUUUGGAUCCAAACUCCUCUCAUAACGACAUUGUAGGAAAUGCGCCUACUCCCUCACCGAAAAUCAAAGUUGAAAAUGAAGAAACGUCUUCCUCAUCAGCGGUAAUCGUUUCAAUGCGAGAACAACAAGAACCAAUUCACUUGAAAAUGGAGCCUGCUCCUCUCGAGCCUGAGAUGUCUCCGGAGCAAGAAGAUUCGAAAGAAUUAGUGGACCACGCACAACCAAAUAUCCAACAAAUGCCGCCCCAAAAUUUGGGCAUUCCAAUAGCAACGUCGAUGACAGUUAGCGAUCUUACCCAAGCGAUACCACGUAGUGUAAAUCAGCAACCGCUUAUUACGAAUCCUGGCAACUGCCCACCGAAUCCGCUUCCCAUAUCGCAGCCAUUAACUUCCGGAUUGAUAAGCGGACCUCAAAUUAGUCAACCGAAUAGUGUACCGCAACAGAUACAGUUACCACCUCAGGGCCCUCAAAUGCAUCAACUUAAUAUGCAAUAUCCCGGCUUGCAGCCACAAAAUCCGCAAGGUUUGUCGUCGCGAGACUUACCCCAUAACAUGCAAAUUUCGAGUAGCUUAGGGCCUGUAUUAGGACCUCCUACGAUAUUAGGACCACCGGUGCGCGAUCACGCAAACAACAUUUUAACACCUCAAAAUCUUACGAAUCACGGGGACGCAAUAACAAAUGGUUUGAACCCAGCUGCUGCGAUUUCCGUUCCAGCCUUGAAUUUGAACAUAGCCCAGAACCUAUCAACCAACAUAUCGCAAUUAUCUUCGGUAUCCCCCCAGCCGGUGCCGCUCGCAGUCGUUUCUCAACAGCAUCAACAACAGAACAAUCGAUUGUCGGAGAGAAUGCGCGAGGAAGAUGUGCGAUCGAUGCAUCAGAACGUCGAUCGAAUGCGUGACUCAAGGAUAAUAGUCGACGGUAGACACAACGAGCGAGUCAUGUCGGAUCGCGUGAUGGAUAACUCAUUGAACAACAGUUCCGACGAAGCUCGUUUGGAGAGGUCGGAGCCACCGGUCAAUAUGUUCCAACCGAUUCCCCCGUCGCCGGGAGUCCCUGCCUCGUUGAACUCUGAAAAAGCAAUCGGACCGUUGUACUCGAUGCCGGGAACGCCGCCCAUGGAGCCCCAGAAUUUGAAAAUCAAACAAGAAUCAGUCCUCUCCGAGCCGGAUCCGCUACAGAGUCUCAAAGAAGUCAAAGUCCCGGGUUUCCAAGGUAGUUACCCAGGCCCCACACUCGAUAACAUUAAGAAAGAUCCGGACGCGGGUAAACCUCCGACUCCCAGCAAGCAUUCGCACUCGAAUUCUCAAUCGCAGCAAUCGAUGCAGCAUCAUCAUCACCAACAGCAAAAUCAACAAGUUGCUCAAGUUCAAUCAGUCGCCGCGUCCCCACAGCCGGGUUUGCCGCCUCCCCCAACUUCUAUUCCCCAGCCGGUAAUGCACCCGUCGCAACAGCCGAGUCCUCACAUGACGCAUCCUUUCCAUCCCCACCACACAUUGAUGCAUCAUUCCCUAUUUGCAGCGAUGCAUCCUUACCAUCCGCACGCUUAUCCCGGUUAUCCUCCGGUCGCCGGUUACCCUUCAUUUACACCGUAUCCGUACGGGCCUGUGCCACACGCUAUACCACCGCCUUCGUCGCAACGAAGUCAAGAUAGUACGACGAUGAUGGCGGCCCAUCAUUCGAGUACAAGCUCAUCGAGCGUUUCGACUUCUCGGGACGAGGGUGAAAAUUUGGUAGCGACGCAUCACCAUCAAUCGUCCAUGCAUCAAGCCGCUACCCUCCACCAUGAUAAAUUGAUGACUAUUUCGUCGCACAGUUCCCACGGUCAUUCGUCGACCGUUCAUUCGAGUUCUCAAAGAAAACCCCUCGUUUCCUCGUGCUUGAUGUCUACGAGUUCCCAUCACCAUCACCAACAAUCUCAUCAUCAUCAACAACCACCACCGCCACCACCGCCACCACCUCAGCAAUUGCAGCAACAAACUAUUCAAGUUCCUGAAUUGAAAAUGGAACAAGAAAUCAUCGAACCCGAACCCGAAGAGACUCCGAGCCCUCGCGGCCCAUCCCCUGAACCCAGAAUCGAGGACUGCGAAUGCCACAGAUCACAAUCCGCUAUUUUCCUUCGACAUUGGAAUAGAGGGGAAAAUAAUUCUUGCACGAGAACUGAUCUGACCUUCAAACCUGUACCGGAUUCAAAACUGGCAAGAAAGCGCGAGGAGAGGUUAAGAAAACAGGCCGAGAGAGAAAGAGAAGAACGUGAUCGUGUCGCUGCCGCUACUCAACAAGCAAGGAAAAUGACGACUCCUGAAAAACAAAUGGAAAGCUGUAAACCUCCCAGCAGAGGACCCCUCGAGCCUGUCGUUUCACCUUACGAUCGAUACGCCACUGCCAGGUCUGGUUCUUAUGCCGAUACUCCGGCGUUGAGACAACUUUCAGAAUAUGCUAGGCCGCACGCGGCCUUUUCUCCUGCACGACAUUCGGCACCUCCCGAUCCUAUGCUUCACUACAUGUAUGGACCUGGUGCUCGCGAACGACUCGAACUGGAACAUUUGGAAAGAGAGAAAAGAGAACGAGAAAUCAGAGAACUCCGAGAGCGAGAACUGAAUGACAGACUCAAAGAGGAAUUACUCAAAGGCACCCCCAGACCCAUGGCCACUCCCGUCGAUCCACAUUGGCUCGAAAUUCAUAGACGAUAUGCCGCUGCCGGCCUCACCCCCGGCCCUUCAGGACCCCCACAAGGCCUUCAUCAAUUUGGGCUUUACGGCGCUCCCCCCGGACCCAGUCAACUUGAUCGGGACCGCCUUGAACGAUUAGCGGCAGCUGGGGCCAAUUAUCCUAGACCAGGUAUGAUGCCGAGGGACCCGACACUCGCGCUUCAUCCCGCGGAGCUUCUUGGACGUCCUUACGCGGACAUGGCCGCACACCACGAACAGCUCCAACGUCACUUGAUCAUGGAACGAGAGCGGUUUCCGCCUCACGCUUCUUUAGUUGCUCAGCACGAAGAAUAUCUGAGACAACAACGCGAUCGUGAGCUUAAGGUCCGAGCACUGGAAGAAGCGGCACGUGGGACCCGACCUUAAGCACGACCUUAAUUACUAAUUUAUAGAAAUAUUAUUACUAAUAUUAUAUAUUUAUAUAGAUAAUUCGUCGUUGCCGGCUGGUCACGAUGCGUGUCCGAUCAGGCUUCACUUUUUGAGAUCAGUAUUUUUAAUUCCUUCGUCCCUUAUCAAAUCAUCUCGUAAGUUCCAACCUUUAUUUCCUUUUUAUUUGUCAUUUUCAAAGACUAGUACAUGCAUUUACGCCUUUCUCGAAAGCUCUUUGUGACGACCCUAUGAAAUUUAAGCGCAAACAUUUCUAUUUUAUCGCUGCAAUUACAUUGACAAGAGUUCUUACGAAUUUUGUGCUCGUUUACAAUUCAAUUUUGUUUUAUAUCGCCGUUAGAGACAAGACAAAAAACAUAUCGACUUUUUGUAGCUUUCUAUGAGUUUUUAUCGAAAAAAAGAUUGCGACAGGCGAUGAAGACGGAAUUCCGAAUUUUUGCUUGAGACGUUACGCGAUUCUCACGAAACAGAACAUUAUUGUAUAUAGUCAGAGUUGAAGGGAAGUAAGCGUUUUGAGAGUAGUCUUCGAUGCGUGUGUAAAAUGGCGUGCAACAAUGUGAAAAAAAAUUCGCAACGGCAUAGCGGAUUAUUUUCGAUUAGGUAUUAAACAUUUUAUAGCGGUGUAACUAUAGAAUCAAAACAAGAAAACAUAAAAUUGUGUUUCAAUUAAUCCAUCUUGCAGAAAUAACAUAGCCCUCAUUGUAAAAAUGUAAAAAUUUGUGAAUCGACAAAUUUGCUUUUUCAUACGGUCCGCGUACUGCUUCCUCGAAAUUUCGAUUACGCAUUUUUUUAUCUAUCUUUUCAAUAUUGAGUAGAAAAAAUAGAGUUUUUACUUUUCUGCUUUGGCAAUUGUUUGAUAUCUUGAAGUUUUCUCAUACUCGGAACUGCUCGUACCUCAGGCAAAAUCUUACAUCGUAUCUGCAGUCGUGAUUACAAACACUUGUUUCUUUCGUUGUUUCAAAUAUUUUUCUAAAUCAUAUCUUCAUUGUGAAAGAAAGAAAACGCGUUGUGUUCGACUAAGAAAAAAUGAUGUAUUUCUCAUUACUUAUAUGAAAUACUAAUAUUCUAAGAGAUAAUUCGAAAAGAGGAAGAUGGACGACGGUUUGCAGCUGCUGUUACGUGUGCGAUUUUGUCUCGAACGUAAAAAGAAAAAAAACUGCAUAAAAAAUGCUUCGUUAAUAUUUGAGCAGUUGCUCAUUUAUUUUUAUUUUUGUUUACUAUUAUCAUCAUCGCAGACUCAUAUUUGGAAGCAACCACGACAGGCACUCGAAAUAUAUUUGAAAAGAUGAAGAGGCUAUUUGUAUUAGCCCGUUGGAUAAAUCAAUUACAAAUGGAAUUUUACUUGAAAAGUUUGUAAAUGUUUUUCUCAAGGAUAAUUUUUUUCCGUUCCAAUUUUUUCUAUAUAAGGAUAAAAUAGAAUAAACUAUAAUUCAUGGGGAAACACUUAACUUUUAAAUGCUCGUCUUUCAGAGACAGGAAAUUUAUUCGUUCGUUUUGAAUGAGGCUUCUUAUGUUAUUCUCUGCGAAUAUGAAUUGACAAGAAAACUGGAAGGUGUUUGUAAAAAAUCUUCCAUCCUUUUUAAUAUCCGUAAACAAAUGCCAAAUUUUAAUGUUCAUUUUAUGUGUUAUCAAUAAUUGCGUUAUAUUAAGCAUCGAAAUUUUCUCAUUUACGCAACAUCUCAUUUUUUUAAGUAAAUUUUUUUCCCGAGAAUUGUUCCAACAUAAAAAAUUAAUUAGGAGUAUAUAAUUUUUUACCCUCAGUUUAUGGUUAAUGACCUACUUUUAACUGAAGCUGAAAUUGUAAGCGAUUGCACUUGUACUUUUGGCUAUGUUGAGAAUCCCCAGUACGCGUGAUUGUAUCCAAAAUUACGAAGAAAAAGCAAUUUCGAAGACCAAUUCUUUCGAAUGGUGCUUUGUAAAAUCCACCUUUCAAUUUUUGUAGAAGAUUUCGAAGAACGGUACUUGCAAGUUUUUUUAAAGCUGACAUUUAAUCCCAUGCUUCAUACACUCGGCAACGUUGAUGCCUGCAACAAAUCACUGUGUCAAAAAUAUUUUUACAUGUGGAUUAUUAUUAAAAUGAAUCUUAUUUUAUUCGUUCAACAUGAAAUAAUGGAAAAAAAAAGAAAAGUUCAUGAACGACGUCGUAUACAGGUUGUAAUUUAUCAUAAUAAGUCAACCAAUUAAAAUAGUUAUUGUAGCAGUGUUACGAAUUUUAAUUCAUCAAAAGUAUCAACGCAACGCGACGUUUGAUAAGGUCAAAGCUUAGUUUUCAUUUUAUAUAUGCACGUGUAUAAAGUCAAUAACGUCAAAUACAUAUAGCCUGUUUUUGCAAAAUCAAUUAUCACCAGUUUUACUGAGUUUCUAAUUUUUUUUUUUUUUUUUUUUUUUUUUCCCCCAGUCACACCCAUUGUGAAAGUACGUGGAUUGUGCAGUAGUAAAACUGUAUAAAGACUAAACUUUUUAGUCAAAUUUAGACUUAACAACAGGCAAUGUUAAUUCUUUAAUUUUCUGACAAGUCGAAUUCAAGUGAAUUUCAUUAUGAUUAAUACGAAUAAUCUACACACUCUGAAAUUUAUGCGUGGGCACAUUUAUAGACGUUAUAUUCCGAUCGAUCGAGUGUGCCUAUUCUGCGUUUCAUUAAUUAAAAAAUAGUACUUAACUAUACAUGUAUAUAUUCAAUUUAUAUUAUUUUUCAACAAUAGAUAUAAAUUUUAUAAUCUUAUCUUAUUUGUACUUUAAACGAGAGGUAUGAAUGACAUAUUAUUUUAUGAAUGAUCCCAUGAACAUAUAAAACAUUAACGUGAACGAUUAUUACGAAUUGUAUGAAAGACGUUUGUAAUGCGUUAUCUCUUUUAUGGGAUGCAAGACGCUUUUAGGCAAUUGUAAAUUAUUCCACACCUAUAUGUCUAAAUGAAACGUACCUAACAUGAUCAAUUUUUUUUUUGUUUAUUUCAAGUAAUGUAUGACCAAUGAUAAUAUACGAGGAAAAAAAUGACAACUAAUAAUUCAUUCUCAAAUGGUCAAAUUUCAGAAAUUCCUUUUAUCGAAGAAUUACGAUUGGAUGAUUAGAAACAAUUGAGACAACGAUGACUUGAAAGUUAUUUCUCGAGACACGAAUUAUAUCAUCAAAAAAAUGGCUUGGCAAUAAAUUUUAAAAGUAUUUGAUUA